AUGUGCCACCCCAGCUGCUCCGCCGGCUGCCGGCCGCAGGCCGCCCACUGCUCGUCCAGCCCCUGCCAGGCGUCCUGCUGCCCGCCCGGGAGCUGCACGCCCGCCGUGUGCGUGGUCCCCUCUCGCCAGUCCUCCGGGUGCAUCCAGCCCUCCUGCCCCACCCCGGCCUGCAGACCCAUCUCCCAUGGCACCCCUUCCCACUGCUGA
Molecule: messenger RNA, 207 nt
Organism: Pteropus alecto (black flying fox)
Lineage: Eukaryota; Metazoa; Chordata; Mammalia; Chiroptera; Pteropodidae
Product: keratin-associated protein 12-1-like
Source: RefSeq, a predicted model, not a curated record